AUGCCGGUGAAGUUUGGCGAGAUCGCUCUAGCAGCGGUUUUCGCUAAAUUCACCGUACCCAUCACUUUUGGGAGCUCCUCAGAGGUCGUCACAGACGAGAGAAGGAUUUGGCGCGGUAUCACAUCGAAUGCUGUGAAAGUUUGGUUGAGAAGCAGGAAAACAGAUGCCAAUGCUAGAGUUUUGCCAAAUAGCGGAAUGCAGAGCAGGGCCAGCCCGCAAGGUACCUGUGUGAGGAUGGACGACUUGACAGGGCCGACGUGUUUGGCGAACCACGCGGACGGAAUUGCAGCGAGUGCUUGUAAAAUGUCCAGCGACGAGAAGAUGGCUCCGAGAGUCGCUGCCGGAGCGUCAAACUCUUUUGCGAGAACGGCUUCCUCGAUCGACUUGAACGGGCCCGUCUCGCUUCCAGACGGUGAAAUCACACCUAACACCGAGGCGACGAGAAGCAGGCCGAAGCUAUCCGUUCCCGACGCAAACACAGCGCCAGAUGCCAGCAUCAAAAAGCUGCCAAGCACCAUUAUGCGGCGAUUGCCUAUUUUGUUUGAGUUCCACACCAAAAUGUACGACAGCAGGGUAUCUCCUAUCAUGGUGAGCGACAUGAACAGACCGAUCAGGGACUCCUUGAUGUGCAACUCCUUGAGAUACAACGUCAGCACCUGGUUGGUCAGGCUAAAAGAUGACAUUCGUACAAACACUGAAAACCACAGCACUUUCGUGUCUGAGCUUGCAUGGUUGAUGCUCUCUAGAAAGUGCACCAUAGUAUUUUUCAGAUAA
Molecule: messenger RNA, 774 nt
Organism: Ogataea haglerorum
Lineage: Eukaryota; Fungi; Ascomycota; Pichiomycetes; Pichiales; Pichiaceae
Exons: 2
Coding region: 1-774 (257 amino acids)
Source: RefSeq, a predicted model, not a curated record